GGACACCAUGCCCGAGGGCGGCGGCGGCGGCGGCGGCGUGGACGGCGGGGAGGCGCCCGCGCUGGUCCCGGACGGCGAGCCGCUGCGGGAGGAGCAGCGGCCCCUGAAGCCGACCCUGGGGAGCUCCCUGUGCCGCGAGUCGCACUGGAAGUGCCUGCUGCUCACGCUGCUCAUCCACGCCUGCGGGGCCGUGGUGGCCUGGUGUCGCCUGGCCACGGUGCCGCGCCUGGUCCUGGGCCCCGAGGCGGCCUUGGCGCGCGGCGCCGGCGGCCCGCCGCCCACCUACCCGGCCAGCCCCUGCUCGGAUGGCUACCUGUACAUCCCGCUGGCCUUCGUGUCGCUGCUCUACCUCCUGUACCUGGCCGAGUGCUGGCACUGCCACGCGCGCGCGCGCCAGGCGCCGCGCACCGACGCGGGCACGGUGCUGGCGCUGAUCCGCCGGCUGCAGCAGGCGCCGCCGUGCGUGUGGUGGAAGGCCACGAGCUACCACUACGUGCGGCGCACGCGCCAGAUCACGCGCUACCGCAACGGCGACGCCUACACCACCACGCAGGUGUACCACGAGCGCGCCGACAGCCGCACGGCGCGCGGCGAGUUCGACUACUCGGCGCACGGCGUGCGCGACGUGUCCAAGGAGCUGGUGGGGCUGGCGGAGCACGCGGCCACGCGGCUGCGCUUCACCAAGUGCUUCAGCUUCGGCAGCGCCGAGGCCGAGGCCUCGUACCUCACGCAGCGCGCGCGCUUCUUCGGCGCCCACGAGGGCCUGGACGACUACCUGGAGGCGCGCGAGGGCAUGCACCUGAAGGACGUGGACUUCCGCGAGUCGCUGCUGGUCUUCGCCGACCCGCGCCGGCCGCCCUGGUACGCGCGCGCCUGGGUCUUCUGGCUGGUGUCGGCCGCCACGCUGUCGUGGCCGCUGCGCGUGGUGGCGGCGUGCGGCACGGCGCACGUGCACUACCAGGUGGAGAAGCUGUUCGGGGCCGGCUCGCCGCCGCCCGGGGCCGCCGCCGCCGCCGCCGCCGCCGCGCCCAGCGCGCCGCCCCUGUCCCGCGUGGCCACGGUGGACUUCACCGAGCUCGAGUGGCACAUCUGCUCCAACCGCCAGCUGGUGCCCAGCUACUCGGAGGCGGUGGUCAUGGGCGCCGCCGGCUCGGGCGCCUACCUGCGCGGCUGCCGGCGCUGCCGCCGCUCCGUCAGCAGCAACUCGCUGCCCCCCGCGCGGCCCCCCGGCGCCCGCCUGCCCUUCAGCCGCAGCCGCCUGUCGCUGGGCGCCGGCGGCCGGGCCACGCCGGGCGUCUUCCGCAGCCUGAGCGGGGGCCCCCUGGCCCGCCGCGGCGAGGACACGGAGCCCCUGGAAAGCCCCCCGUGCUACGAGGACGCCCUCUACUUCCCGGUGCUCAUCGUCCACGGGGACGGCGGCUGCCAGGGGCACGGGCGGGGCGCGCCCUGA
This is a messenger RNA of Perognathus longimembris pacificus (Pacific pocket mouse), 1450 nucleotides long. RefSeq names its product transmembrane protein 151A (gene Tmem151a). The transcript is spliced from 2 exons. Lineage: Eukaryota; Metazoa; Chordata; Mammalia; Rodentia; Heteromyidae. The coding region runs from base 8 to 1450 and encodes 480 amino acids. The record is from RefSeq and is a predicted model, not a curated record.